AUGGCCAAGGCUGGCGGGCAGAAGGAUGAUCGCAAGUUCAUGCAAGUGUGGGUUCAGCAUUCCGACGCGCAGUCGGUUCUACAACAGCUGAACCUCCCCUUCAUGUCUUGUAAUAGCAAGCCGGCACAGAACCCGGCACAGAGCAUACUUGUGGAUGACUGCGACCAUAGCGGCGACGAGAUUAUGGAAGUUGAAGCUGAAGCUGUGGUUCCGCUCGGCGAACAUCGCGAACCACUUUCUCAAUUGGAUCCAAAUGCUUUGCCUUGUCGAUUGCGCCGCUCACACACCAUGUGUAGUGGAGCCAGCAGGGCAUCCAUGACGUCUGGUCUGGCUUCGGGGCGGUCGACUUCUGAUCUGGAGUCCCAGACCACACAAGUGCGAAGCAACGACGCAGAGAACGACCCACUUGACAUAGUCGAGACAAGCAGCAUCGCUUCCUCGAGGGUAGUGAAGCGGUGGACUACAGCAGCAUUACGGCAACUCUCGCAAAAGGAUUAUGAGUCCAUGCCACCUGCGCAAUGCAGGCUUGUUGCUGCAAAGUCGUCCAACGCGUUGCUGCAGAUGACCCAGAAACACCAAGAAGCACGGAAGCAAGUGAGAGUUUUGAAGCGCGCCAACAAGCUUCAAGCAGAAGCUCUGGUAAAAAAACAAAAGCUGCUUGACAACGAGCGUUUGAAAUCUAGCCUCGAGAUUGUUUCGGUCGGCAAGUCUGGGAAAAGGGUUUCGCGAUCAAGUGUCUUCGCAAUUGGGAUUCGCAGAAAUCUAUCAAACAUCGCCUCGGCAGACUUCGGUGCAACUAUUCUGCGGGAUAUGUCACGCAUGAUGGUCACGCGCGCCGAGGUGCGCACUGCUGCGUCAAUUCUGUGCAGAAUGAAGAACGUUUGUUACGCUGUUGUCGAGGCCGAUGCAAGCCCAGACAAACCAGGCUUCUGCGAUCCGGCAGACAUAGGAAAUGGCUCAUGGAAGUUAUCCACGGUGUCCAUACGAUGUGACGCAACCAACUCGUCAAUCUGGCGCCGUGAAAAACUCCAUGUGCUAGAUGUCGACUUCGCCUGGAUCCACAACACGGAUGCCGUGAAGAAGUACGACGCCUCAUCUGCCUGUGCCAGCAGGACCGACACGCAAGUGGUUACAGGAAAGUCUGCGCAAGACUGCAACGGACUGGUGAACAAGCAGCUCAAGUCAGCCGGCGUUCCUCUGUGGGAAGACAUCGUCACAGAUCUGAAGAAGCCCACGAUCUCCAACAAACAUGUGUUCUUGUACAUGGACGUGACUGACAAGGGGUCUGACCAAAGCUGCAGGAAACGAUGCAUCGCAGAAGCUGUCGAAGCAUCCCAGUGCCCAAACAUUGUCUACAUCCCUGGAUCAUGUUUCCUACACAUGUUCCACGCAUGUGUCAAAGACGGGCUGGUGCUUCUUGACGAGCUGACCAGCAGCCUGUUUGACACGUCUGUGCUCAAGGGCUUCAGGAAGUACUACGGAUCGCUGAGUAAGAUCGUCAACACUUGGCGUGAGCGAGCUUCAGAUAUAAUGACUGCAUGGGACACAGCAUUUGGUGACGAAUGCCUGGAGAUUGCAAAGCUAGGGCGGCGGUACCCGCUGGCAGUUGUGAGUGGCAGGUGGGGAUCAGUCGAGGCGGCAGAAGACUUCAUGUUGCUUCGAGGCGCAGGUGAACCCAGCGGUCCGAAGACAGAUGCCCUUGACCCGAACGCUGAAGAUGAUUCCCACGCAUAUCGCCUGAAGCUCUCGAAAUGGUACCAAGGCACGUUUGACUCCAUACAGCACCCUAUUUUCUGGUACCUGCUCACCAUCGCACGCUGUCUGAGAUCGCCGCUACGGCACUUCAUGGCGUUCGUUCAGCUACAUGCUGGGAAGAACAAUGCCGGCGAGGUCAUGAAGCAACUCGUCACGGGCAAGCUCGACGAGCUACAUGAAGAGUUCAGGGUGCUGUUCCAGAACAUGGAUGCUAUUAUCAGAAGAGCCCUUGAAAUGUCGGGCUGCGACAACCUGUUCUGUGAUGACCCAGCCGGACAGCGUGCGUUGGCGUUGCUUGCAAGAAGGGUCCUCUUCCAGCAGUGGUCCUCCUUUCAGAGGCGCAUCAUGUAUCCUCUGCGCCAGUGCCCUGUUGUGUCAGGAGUGGCUGAAGAAGUGCUUGGACUUGAUCGGACGGACCCGAGCACGAGAGCAAUCAAGAGGCUCUGUGUGUCAGAACUAAAAGCUAUUGCGGAGUCGGGCACCUUCAAGAAAUCAGAUGCAUCGUCGCCCAAUGGGAGCUUAUUGUGGUCGAUCUUGAUCAUGAUUUCAAAGUUCAUGUACGCAGAAACGCAGGCUGUUGAAGGCCUCAACUCCAUUGUCAAACUUUUGGGGCGAAGAUGUCCAAACAUUAGCUUAGAGCUUCUGAGUUCCAGGUUGACGAUCAAACACCUACUCGGCCAGGCUGACGGAGUCACAGCAUGUGGAAAGAAGUUUUCCACUAUCAAGGCUCUUGCAGAGCGCGAGCUUACGGAGCUAUCGGAUUUUGCAACAGCCAGCCUAAGUAUUCUAGCUGAUGCGCAGCGGUGGUCGUCAGCCCCAGCAUUGGAGUUUCCUGAUUUCACUGGCAGCUCUGGCAGCUCUUCUGCAAUCCAGGACGCAGGCGACGGUGCGAAGCCACCUCCGCCACCACAUCCUGCAGAAGCAGCCGCGGUUGCGGUUGAGCCGACUCAGAAUUGCUCUCUGCAAAUUGCUGACUUGCUCUCCCGUGGCAUAAUGCCCAACGCGAACUUGUUCCUGGGUGAUGUUUGGGGCCCACGCUGGGAAAAGGCCGUGGCGUGGGCUAGAUCGUACAAUCUUGGCUACAAGUGGACAACGGGGGGCUGUAGCGGCAGAAUGCGCAAGCUUUCAAAAAAACAGCAGGACAAAGUCAAGCAAUUGCACACGCCUGCCGGCUUGGCGCUGUUGAUCGUGCCAUCCGUUGACAACACAGAGACCACCUUCCACGUAGCAACAGAUCAGUUCUCGCACAGCGUAUGCUUUUCCAGGCUGCAAAUUUUCAAAUGCCGUGCGGCUGACACUGACACUCAUGAUGUUUGCGAAUGUGUUCGGUGGUUGCACGAUGGGUCGAACUAUGCAGACACUGUUGAGUCAACGUUGCUUUUCGGCAAGUACUAUGAUGCCUGUGUGCGUGGUGAAUCGUUCUCAGUCAGGGCAGCGUUCCUGACAGUCGACAUGUGCGAACAGCUUUUCACAUCACCAGGCUACUUGCGGGUGGAUGCUGUUCUGGGUGCUUCAGUGGAGCUCUUUGUCAUGAGAAAGACUUUGAUGCCGGGAGCUGCGAACAAACCCAAAAAAGCCAAGGCCAAGGCCAAGGGUGAGGCGCAACCAGCCGCGCCAGAGCAUACUGACAAGGCACUGAAAGAUGAUGGUGAUGAUGACGACGGCGGUGAUGCUGCUGAUGACCAAGAUCGUGCGUACAUGAGCAUUGCUGCGGAUGCCGACAUGAUGGAUGCAUCAGGCUCUGAGGGAGGUGACGACGAGCACAUGGAAGACAAAGACGUUGAACAGGACAAUGAAGACGCAGCAGAGCACGAACACCAAGAGAUCAACCGUGCAAUGGCCAGGGAGGACCGUCAGGACCGUCCUUCGUCCAGAGAAGUUGCGCGCGUGGCAGGUGCAGUGGCGUUUGGUUCGUGCUCGCAAACACAAGCAGAGUUAGAGGAGGAGGCACUUCUCCUUCUGGUGAGACAAAGAAAUCAGAGAAAGCAUUCGUUGCCGGGAACGGAUAAGGUCGCUGUGUUCCUCGAAGGUGUUGGUGACGCCGAUGUAGCAAGCUCCCUAGCUGACAAUGCCCAUGCCGAUGAUAGCGCGGACUCAGCAAGUGAUGACGCUGAUGAAGCUUCGUCUGCUGCAGCGUGUGCCGCACAGUUCUUAGUAGAUCACGACGCCAACGAUUGCGACGGGGACACACAGACUAUGAACAUGGACUCGGACAUGGACAUGGACACAUGGUUCUUGUCGGAGUCUGCGUCAAAUGCUUGGGCUUAUUCUUGCAUGAACACAAUUAAAGCUUUGCGUGCUGUUUGUGCGAUGCAGUGCAACAGGAAGCUCGGGGAAAGCAGGUCCAUCAGUCUGGUCCUGAUGUCGCCACAGAAGUUUGAUGAUUGCAGGUGUGUUCGGUGUCGCUGGGGCCAACCCAUGAACGGGAAUGCAGAUGCAAACACGGAUGUUCCAGAACUACUUUGGGUAACGUGGUUGAACAAUCACCCGACGCACGGCGUCCUUGAAAGAAGAGCAAGGCACGUGAACCUUGAUCAAGACUCGAAAGUUUUGUAUUGCGUUGCAGACACGACCUACGCUCGAACAGGCUUGCGGGGUGGCAUGGGUCAUCCCGAAAUCCUAUGUGACGAGCGUCACGCUCAAGUCCUUAUCCCAUUUGUGAACGCAGCUAUGAAAAAGGUGAAGAAGACAUCCGCAGACAGGGACCAAGUGCCAGAGGCGUGCCUCACCGUCAUGGAGUUCUACGAGUCUCUGGUGUGUCGACUGGUGUCUCUUGAUUCAGUGGUGGAGGAGAGGGCCUUGUACACAUCCUCGCUAGCGUGA
Molecule: messenger RNA, 4578 nt
Organism: Symbiodinium natans
Lineage: Eukaryota; Dinophyceae; Suessiales; Symbiodiniaceae
Source: the annotation of a GenBank genome assembly